This is a messenger RNA of Brachypodium distachyon (stiff brome), 1808 nucleotides long. Its product is annotated as alanine--glyoxylate aminotransferase 2 homolog 1, mitochondrial. Gene Ontology annotation, molecular function: pyridoxal phosphate binding; L-alanine:glyoxylate transaminase activity. The record is from RefSeq and is a predicted model, not a curated record. Bases 160 to 1584 code for a protein of 474 amino acids. The transcript has 9 exons. Gene Ontology annotation, biological process: glyoxylate catabolic process. NCBI's taxonomy places the organism in Eukaryota, Viridiplantae, Streptophyta, Magnoliopsida, Poales, Poaceae. Gene Ontology annotation, cellular component: mitochondrion.
ACGGCCGCAAGCCGCCAUUGUCAGUUUGUCACUAACCUCCACCCAGUGCUAAUCCAGUAAUCAAUCCCACCGCUGCAAUCUCCCUUCUCUCUCGUCUGUCUAACCACCCUCGAGCAAAUCCAGCUCUGUUCCCGGCUGUCCCGUUCUACCUAAUAUUCCAUGGCCGCGUUGCUGCUUCGCCGCGCGGCCGCCGGCCGCAGGCGGUGUCCGGCGGAGGUGCUGCGGAGGCUGGUGUCCUCGGAGGCGGCGCCGGCGCCGCGGCCUCCGCCGGAAAUGCCGCCGUUCGAGCACCGGCCGCGUCCGUACGCGGGGAUGGGCGGCGAUGAGAUCCUCGAGAAGAGGAAGAAGUUCCUUGGCCCUUCCCUCUUCUACUACUACCAGAAACCGCUCAACAUCGUGGAAGGGAAGAUGCAGUACCUAUAUGAUGAGCAUGGCAAGAGAUACCUUGAUUGCUUUGGAGGCAUCGUAACGGUUUCAUGUGGCCAUUGCCAUCCUGAUAUUGUGAAUGCUGUGUUGGAGCAGACCAAGUUGCUCCAGCACACAACCACCAUAUAUUUGCAUCACGCCAUCGUGGAGUUUGCUGAAGCACUUACCUCCAAAAUGCCAGGCAAUCUCAAGGUUGCUUAUUUUGUCAAUUCUGGGACGGAAGCGAAUGAAUUGGCAAUGUUGAUGGCUCGGUUGUAUAGCGGGAAUCUCAGCAUGAUUGCAUUGAGAAAUGGAUAUCACGGUGGGAGUGCUGGAACAAUAGGAUUGACAGGUCUGCAGACGUGGAAGUAUCCAAUUCCUCAGGGUGAGAUUCAUCAUGUCAUGAACCCAGAUCCUUACCGUGGAGCUUUUGGGUCUGAUGCUGCAGCUUAUGCCAAGGAAGUUGAAGAACAUAUAAAUUAUGGAAGCUCAGGAAGGGUUGCAGGUUUCAUUGCAGAAACUUUCCAAGGUGUCGGUGGUGCUGUUGAACUUGCUCCUGGAUACCUGAAGUCAGUCUAUGAUACUGUUCGGAAGGCUGGUGGUGUCUGUAUAGCUGAUGAGGUCCAAAGUGGUUUUGGUCGCACUGGAAGUAACUACUGGGGAUUCCAGACGCAAGAUGUCAUCCCUGACAUUGUAACAAUGGCAAAGGGAAUUGGCAAUGGUCUACCCUUGGGUGCAGUUGUCACUACUCCCGAGAUUGCAAACGUAAUGGCUCAAAAGAUUCAGUUUAACACAUUUGGUGGCAAUCCUGUUUGCUCUGCUGGUGGAUUGGCUGUGCUUAAGGUUCUUGACAAGGAGAAACGCCAGGCACAUUGUGCAGAUGUUGGUGCUCACUUGGUGGAGCGUCUGAAAUCGCUGCAGCAGAAGCAUGAAAUCAUUGGAGAUGUGAGAGGAAGGGGACUGAUGCUUGGGGUGGAGCUGGUUACUGACAGAAAGGAGAAGACACCAGCCAAGGCUGAGACUGCUGUACUGUUCGAGAAACUAAAGGAUCUUGGCAUCCUAGUUGGAAAAGGCGGUCUGCACGGCAACGUCUUCAGGAUAAAACCACCAAUGUGCUUCUCCAAGGACGACGCAGAUUUCUUGGUGGACGCCAUGGACUACACGAUGUCAGGGUUUUGAGGAUCCUGAAAGUUCUGCUCCUGACUGGACGAUCACCACCAGGCACCGCGACGACGGAGUGCAUGCUUCCCCUGGUAGCCCUGACACCUACCAAUAGCUCGGCUGCGUAUUUACAAGUAUAUCAUGUCCCCUGGGUGGCUCGGCUGUUGUGUUUGUGAUUGUCAUGGUGAAACAGAAUCCCCAGGGAUGAUGAAUAAAUGAAGCGGAGAAAAACAUCAGAAAUG